AUGGGCCCGACUGGCGAGCCAACGUCUAAACUGUCAGAGAGAAAGAAGGACGCGCUGGCGCAGGCGGGAAGGCGGAAGCUUGAGGAGUUUAGGCAGCGGAAACGAGCCGCUGUGGCGUGUACAGGGGCAGGAGCCAAUGGUAUGCAGCAAGAAGACGGGACACGUGAUCGGGUGUGCAGACAAGCAACUACUUCCAGGCGUGUGGCUGGGAAUCAACACGCGAACAAGAAGGAUAUUGGGCUCGCAGAACAAUCAUGCGAUCGCCCCUCACUGCAUAGCUACUGGCUCCUCUCCGCACAGUUAUUUGAUUACUCGCUUGAUUUCUUACCAGCGAUCCUGGCGGUAGUCAUGGCUGACGUAGCAGCUAAGCCGGCUUCUGCUGGCGCUAAGAAGAACGAAUUAGCUCAAGCAGGUCGAAGAAAACUCGAGGAGUUUCGCAAGAAGAAAGCGGCAGCGGCAGCAGCGGGCGGGUCUGCGUCUUCCCGAACAGCGACCUCCUCCGCAGCUAAACCAGCAGCCAAGCCCAUCUCCGCGUGGAAUCCGCCUCCGCCUCAGCAGCCGGUGCCACCUCGCGCCACAGCCGCUGCUCCUCCCGCUAUAGGCCCACCCGCGUUUCAAUCACAUCCGAAUUCCUUCGCUCCGCCCUCUCUAACACGGCCGUCAGCGCAGCCUGGCUUAGCCCAAGCUCCCGCAGCCCUACCCACGUUUAGAUCCGCCAACUUUGGAUCUCCUCUCACUCCCUUCUGGCAGCAAUCUCAGCCGUCCAUUUCAGCCGCUAACGGCCUCCCUCAUCCUCCGGGGCCCCCAGUUUCGGACGCAGCCAAUGCCGCUGCUCCACCUGUACCGUCGUCUGGAUAUCCCGCCGCGUCCACAAGGCCGGCAGCGGGGAUGCAGCCGCUCCCGUUCGCGGCGAAGGGACCUCUGGUAACUUUCGCGAAACCUAGCGGGGUUACAGGUCCCGGCCCCGGUGCAGCUCCCCCCGCUUCCGCGCUUUUUUCCGGACCUAGGGCUCCCGUGCAACCUUCCCUCGCGCGGACGUUUUCCCCCCCGCGCGAGCCUUCUUUUCCCGCGCAACCCGCUUCCCGAUCCGGCCUUGCGCCAGCCCCGCGCGUUGCGCCUCCGCUCGCGCGCACCUUUUCCCCACCCGCGGAAGCGUCUCAAGCGCAGAAGUCCGCCGGUGCGCCUCCGCCUGCCUUCCUAGGCGCGCCAAGCCACGCACUUUCCGCCACCGCAGCCGCUGCGCCUAGCCCCGCAAAGCCUUCCCUCCUCCGCCCCGCGCCUGAUGCGCAGCCCUCCCGCGCAUCCCCUCCGCCACCCGCCUUCUCCGCGCCCCCGCCAGUGAAGGUCGGGGGAGGCGCGGACGGCGCACGACCCCGUCCGGAUUGGAUGGGGGGAGGCUCAAGUCAAGGCAAAGGGAUGGGCCCGCUUUGGGGGUUACAGGCACCUUCAGCAGCAGCCCCCAGGCCGAUGGGGAAGCCUGCUCGCGCGUCCUUCCUCCCUUCCGCCUACACCUCCGCUCUUCCCUCCUCCUCCGCUGCCUCCCCUUCCCCCUCUCUCUUCGUCCCCUCCCGCGCGCCCCACCUCUCCGCCCCAGCUCCAGCUAUAGCGGAUAUAAACUCCCCCGUUGCCUCUCUGGUGACGUCAGUCGCAGCCCCCACGAGCCAGUCCCCUGCUGCCACGCGUCAAGAGGAUAGUGGCGAUUCAAAAGCGGGUUCGAGUCCUGACUUUUCGUCUACUGCCCCUGCCGCAGAUGGUUCUGAGUCGCUGCGUUUUGCAGCGUCUAGAGGCGCGGAUACAGCUCAAGCGAGUGCUCUCCCUGCUACCCCUCCAUCAGCUUCAGAGUCAGCUUCUGUGCACAGCCAGAAGGAAGGCACCAACGAGCCUUCACAGGGCAAUGGCGACGCCUUGGUUGGUCCUGAGCCGGUUUCAACUAAGGCGCUGCCACAAGAGGAGUCUUCCGUUGCUGAGAAGCUGAAAUCGCCUGAGAGGCCUAAGGGUUCGGCCUUUGCGCGUCUGUUCUCCGCUGCUCUUUCCCCGGCCCGGGGAAUGAUGAGGGGCGACGGCGGCAGGGGCAGAGGGAGUGGGAGUGACGCUAGGGUUUCGGAGGGUGAGGAGCUGGGGCGACAAGGAGGGUCUCUGGAGGGGUUGAGAGAGGUGGAGACGGAUAAUCAGGGAGCUGUAUCAGAGAGUGUGGAGGGAGGAGGGGACGGCAGAGCAGCGGGAGCAGCAGACGGGGUAGGGGUUCCUAGCCAGGAGGCAGUGAGCGACGUGCAGGGAAUGGUUGAGACGCAAGGGAAGGUUCAUACUGAGAAUGAAGCGGGCUGGCAUAAGCAGGAGCUAGAGGGGCGUGAGCCUGCGAAGGGUGGUGAUUUGCGGGGGCAGGAAGCAGGGGAGGGGGCGCAGGAGCGAGCGGGAGCAGCGGAAAGCGGGCAAGAGGGCGAGAAAAAGGAGGAGGGAGAGGUGGGUGGCGGGGGUGCGUAUGGUGAGGAGAGUGACGAGGUGGGUGGGAGGAAGAACGAGGUCCAGAAAGGGGCGGAUGGGGGCCGUGACGGUUCAUCCCGCCGCCGACCUAAGUCUAUCUCUUCUUGGUGGAAUAUCAUCGCCCCUGCUCCCAAAUCAGAGGACAGGGCAGGAACGGCGAAGGGGGCGGAGGCUGGGAGUAGAGAGGUGCAGGAGGGAGAGGAGGGAGAGGAGGAUGACGACUGGGGCGUGGGGCUUUUGGGUGGCAAGGGGAACUUGGGAGGGCAGGGUCUAGGGGGAGGAAAGAGCCUGUCAGCCUCGGAUUUGAUCAAUGUGGGGCAGGCUGUGAAGGGGGCGGGUGAUGGGACGAUGGGGGGUGAUAUGAAGAUGGGGGUUGAUGAGGUGCCUGCUGGUAGGUGGCAGUCGUGGGGUGAUAGAGGGCAAAGCCAAGGCGUGCAUGGCGGGCAGCAGGCGAAAGGUCUGCAAGGGAGGGAGUGGGAGGAGCGGGAGGAGAAGCAGGUGAAGGAUUCGGGUGUGAAGGGGGAGGCGGUAUCUGGGGCAAAGGGGGAGGUGGUAUCUGGGGCGGGUGCAGCGAGAGCGGAGGAGAAAGAGGAGGGGCGCAAGCAGGAGUCGAGGGGAGGGUUCUCAAGGCCCUCGUGGUUGAGAGGGCUGAGGAAGCUUGCCUCUGCUGCCACCACUCCCUCUGCCUCCCCUCAAAAAGUCUUCCCAUCCCCUGACCUAGAUCCCUCCUCCACUUCCUCCUCUUCCUCAUCCACUACCUCUUCCUCCUCCUCUUCUUUCUCCUCCUCCAGCACAGGCACGGUUACCAGUGUUACCACCUCCUCAUCUCCCUCCCUCUUCGACUCGCCUCUCAAGCCAGCUGCUCAGAAGGAACUCACCUUCCCUCGCCUCACCCCUUCCUCGCACCAACCCAGCCUUACUGACUCCCCCACCAAAUCCUCCUCUCUCACCUCUCUCCUUCCCAAACAUUCCUCUGAAGAGCCUCACCAGCCCUCCUCCUCCCUCGCCUCUGCAUCCUCGCUCCCUGUUUCUUCCUCCGCCCUUUCCCUUGACUCCCCUCGCAAAGAAUCGUCCUUGAAUAAUCUCAACGACUCGCCUCCUCGUGCCUCCACUAUUCGCUCCUCCUCUCCCUUUCUCCCUUCCACCACUGCCACUCCCUCCUCCUCUCUCUUCGACUCUCCUCCUCCUCCCACAAAGCCUCUGCCAUCUUCUCUCUUUCCCUCCUCUGCAGCCACGCUCUCCUCCCUUUCCUCUCUACCCUACAGCUCCCCCACCCUCUCCUCCUCCUCCCACUCCUCUUACUCCUACCCCUCCUCUCUCUCUUCACUCUCCUCCUUCCCUACGCUCUCUUCUUCUAAAGAUGUCCUUAGUGGUGCGCUAGGAGGAGGAACAACUACGAAGGACCCUCUUUCAGGAGCCUUAGGCAGUUCCAAAGACGUAUUAGCUGGCGCUUUGGGUGGCAGCAAAGCCACGUCGGCUGCAACUGCCUUCUCCUCUUCGUCUAUUUUGGGAAAGUAUUCCUUUUCGGGUGCAGCAGGGUCCUCCAAGGGUGCUGCAUCGAGCGACUUUGCUUCUCUUGAACAGUACAUAGAGGAGCUGACAGAGGAGAAGUUCACACUGCAGCGGCAGCUGGAUGCAGCUCGAAUGGUAGCUGAAUCCCUGGCGAAAGAGAAUUCUGCGCUUACAGAUGACUUUAACAGACAGGCGAAGGGGUUGGAGCAGAUGAGGGAGGAGAUUUCGAAACUCAAGGCUGAGGUGAAGGCGCAGAAGGUGGUGAUGGAGUCGCAAGCAGUGUCGAAAGAGGCAGCUCACCACGAGUCUCUAGCUGCUAUCGAGCGAUCGCAAGCUCUGGCAGCCGAGGUGGUGGCGCUGGAGGAGCGGGUGCUGCGACUGCGAUCGAAUGAGCUCAAGCUGGAGCGACAGGCGGAGGGGCUGCAAGCAGAGGCAGAGGCACAGCGGCGUGCUGCAUCAACCUUUGAGGCGGAGAGGAAGGAGCUCCGUGCCGCUGUGGAUAAGCUCAACGAAGAGAAGCGUCAGCUCAAGGUGCAGCUGAGGAGGGCGACAGUGGGCGGCGCACUCGGCGACAUGUGGCGGGGCGACAGCACGUCCACGUCAGCAGCAGCGCCAGCUGUACCGUCCGUGAGCCAAUCAACGUCAACGGAUGAGCUGGAUGCAGCCUUUCUGAGCCAAGCAGGGCCGUCUGCCGAGGCAGGAGCGUCAGGCUCGGCAUCUGUUCCUGCCGAGGCAGUCGCAGCAGGCUCGAGCACCGAACCAGCCAGUGGAGGCUCAGCAGGGGUAGUAAGGGAUGACGAAGGCUCGGCCGGACCUGCUGUGGAGGGCGAGGGAGCAGGAGAGCAGGGGAGGAGGAGAGAGGAAGAGGGGGAGACGUUAGGGGAAGCUGGAAGAAGAGCAGUGGAAGAGGUUCGGGCACUGUUCACGCGAAUGGAAGAGGAAGAGCAGAGGAGUAUGGAGAGCAUUAAUGCACUGCUGGCAGAGAUGCAAGCAGAGAGGGAGCGGAUGGCACGCACACUCAUGGAGGAGGCUGCCACGUCAGCAGAGCUGCGGGCGGCAAACGAGGAGCUAUCACACAAGCUGGCGAGCCAGACGCAGCACAUGGAGCUGCUGGUGGCUCAAACCGUCAUGGCCGCUGCUUCCUCUGCCUCUCGAUCCGCCUCGGGCGUUUUGAGCUCCCGCAUGCCACGCGCCUCCUCCUCCUCGGCUGCUGCUGCUUCUGCUGCGAUUGCACCUGCCCCUGGAGCUGGUGCAUCCUCUGUACCCACUGAUCCUGGAAAUCCAUCUUCUGCUGCUGCUGCGGCGGCUGCUGCUGCUGCUGGUGCUGCUGCUGGUGCUGGUGCUGCCUCUGAUGCGGCUACUGCUGCCGGUGCUGCAACGACUGGCGCGGGUGCUGGCUCCAGUACUGGUCCUCAUCUCCUCCCCCCUUCUUCCAGCAUCCCUCCCGCCUUUCUCUCCCCAACUGCCAAAUCACUCUCUGCGCCUCUGUUAAGCCAGGCAAACGGACAAGUGUCGCCGGCCGCUGCUGCUGCAGCCACUGCGCUGCUGGCAGGGGCGGGAAGGUUAAGUGAAGGCGGAGGCGGAGGGCCAGGGGGAGUGGGGUCGCCUCGAGCAGGAGGGGGACUGGGAUCGCCACGCACACCAGGCGCAUCGGGAUACACGGAGUUCAAUGAUUACCUGGAUGAAGGGGACGAGUUGAGUCGAGUGUCUCAUUUGGUGAGGCUCUACGUCACUUGUUUGACUCAAUGGACCCGCCUGUUCCUGAUGCGUCUCCAGUGCUUGACAUGCCCCGUGUGUGUUGUGCUCCCUCCCAUUCCUGCCUAA
This is a messenger RNA of Closterium sp. Yama58-4, 5817 nucleotides long. The record is from the annotation of a GenBank genome assembly. NCBI's taxonomy places the organism in Eukaryota, Viridiplantae, Streptophyta, Zygnematophyceae, Desmidiales, Closteriaceae.